Molecule: messenger RNA, 1216 nt
Organism: Aspergillus caelatus
Lineage: Eukaryota; Fungi; Ascomycota; Eurotiomycetes; Eurotiales; Aspergillaceae
Product: SDR family NAD(P)-dependent oxidoreductase
Exons: 3
Coding region: 287-1216 (309 amino acids)
Cellular component (GO): cytosol
Molecular function (GO): oxidoreductase activity
Source: RefSeq, a predicted model, not a curated record
GUUUGACACAGGCUAAGGAGCAUUUCGCUACACCGUUCGUCUAUCGGCCCUGCUGUCUCGAAUAUAGGAAAUACCGGAAGCCACGGUACCAUUGCGUUCGCUGUAUGGACACCCAUGGGACACGGUCGGAAAUCACAUAAAUUGAGGUUACUUCUGCCUUUUUUGUAGGUGUGUAUUAUGUCUGCUUGCGGAUAUAUAUUGAAACUAUCCUUUUCGCGCCUUCCAAUUUAUUCUAGACUUCAGUGUUUCCACUAUUACUCUUCUUAGCCUCGUUUGCCCAGUAGCAAUGUCUUAUACUCUCAACUUGCCACCAGGAUUUGCAUUCACGCAGACCGUUCACAAUGCCCCGUAUCCUGCCAUCUCGCCAUCCCGACCCGAGCUUUCCCAGGUGGGGAAGACAGUGCUUAUCACCGGUGGUCACACGGGUAUCGGUUUCGCUAUUGCGCGAGCUUUCGCCGAGGCUGGUGCAGAAAGGCUUAUAAUCAUUGGACGACGUGAUGAGUUGGUCUCUUCUGCCGUGAAGCGCCUUGAGUCUGAGUUUCCCUCGACUCAGGCUCUAGGGCGCAGAUGCGACGUGGCCGAUUUGGACUCUGUCAAUGCACUGUGGAAGAACUUGGCAAAUGGAGGCAUCUUGGUCGAUAUCGUUGUCCUUAAUGCUGCCAAGCUCUCAGCGCAGCCUAUUCUCGACCUGGGGAAGGACGCUGUGUGGGACGAGUACGUUAUGAAUGUGCGGACGCACCUGGACUUCACGGAGCGGUUGUACAAGCAGCCAGGGGAUGAAGAUCGCCAAAAGACGCUCAUCAACUUGACCUCCUUGGCGAUACACGAGACUCAACUCACUGGCCAGUACCCCAGUUACGGCGCAACAAAGAGCGCGGGGACAAUGCUACUACAACAGAUCGCCAAGGAUGUGCCUGCAGAAAGGCUGCAGAUAGUCAGUUACCAUCCUGGUGGUAUCUUCACAGAACUGGCAGAACAGGCGGGUUUCAAUAGGGAUGACCCGCGAUGGGACGAUGAAGAUUUACCUGGCCAAUUCGCUGUUUGGGCUGCCUCGCCGGAGGCAAGAUUCCUACAUGGGAGGUUCGUCUGGGCGAAGUGGGAUGUAACAGAACUACUCGAGGGCCCGCUAAGGAAGCGGAUUGACGAAGAUAAUUCUUUCCUUAAGGUGGGUGUUGUGGGGAUUAAAGAGUGGGAGUCGACCCAGAGAACUCUCUAA